Molecule: messenger RNA, 4659 nt
Organism: Archocentrus centrarchus (flier cichlid)
Lineage: Eukaryota; Metazoa; Chordata; Actinopteri; Cichliformes; Cichlidae
Gene: kctd7
Product: potassium channel tetramerization domain containing 7
Exons: 4
Coding region: 275-1306 (343 amino acids)
Biological process (GO): positive regulation of transporter activity; membrane hyperpolarization; protein homooligomerization
Cellular component (GO): plasma membrane
Molecular function (GO): protein binding
Source: RefSeq, a predicted model, not a curated record
UGCUCCAUAAACCCUUUCGAUGUGAGUGGGUCGCUAACUUUGGGAUUAAACGUUCAUCUGUUUCUGCUGGCGCCGUUUAUGUCUCUAGCUGGUGGCGGAGCCCGGUUGCUUUCGCUUUCGCCCCGCUGAAAGGCGGACUGAGCUCUGCCAGCUGCUCGAGCCACACCCUCCGCUCCUGCCCACUGGUGGUUGUUAUUGUUGUUGUGUGUAGCAGCAGUCGCGAGCCGUGCUUCGUGCCGUCCCCCGCCUGGCUGAGGGCUGGCCCGCCGCGCGCAUGCAGCAGAAUGGCUCGAGCGGCUCGGACGGCUCUGACGGCUGCAGCGGCAGGGAGCGCCAGUCUCUGGCCUUCAGCCCGCUGCCCGCCGCUACGCGGGUGAGACGCUUCAUUCAGGAGAGACGGACGCUGCCUCUACCCAGAGUGAUGGUGGUAUUCUCGGCCGCUGGGGACACCGAGAAACCGGGCGAUGCCAUGUCCAGCUCGGACUCUGCGGAGGACGAGUUCCGAAAGCCGGCCUCCCCCACGCCGAACCUGGCUCUGAGCAAGCCGCUCCGCUCCUCGCUUAACACCCAGGAACAGGAGUUUCCAGAGGUCAUCUCUCUGAACGUUGGGGGCACGUACUUCACCACUCGCCUGUCGACGCUGCGGCGAUACGAGGACACCAUGCUGGCCGCCAUGUUCAGCGGCCGCCAUUACAUCCCACGCGAUGCUGAGGGUCGCUACUUCAUCGAUCGGGAUGGAGCCUAUUUUGGGGACAUCCUGAACUUCCUCCGAGAAGGCGAGCUUCCCCACCGUGACCGAGUGAGAGCGGUGCACAGAGAGGCUCAGUACUACGCCAUCAGCCCGCUGCUGGACAGCUUGGAGGACAUCCAGCCGCUCACAGGGGAGAAAGUUCGACAGGCUUUCCUGGAUCUGCUGCCCUAUUACAAAGAGAAUCUGGAGCGCAUCGUGGAGAUCGCCAAACUGAGGGCCAUGCAGAAAAAGGCGCGGUUUGCAAAGCUGAAGAUCUGCGUCUACAAGGAGGAGAUGCCCAUCACGCCGUAUGAGCGCCCUCUUUUUAACUCGCUGCGCUUCGAGCGCUCGGACAGCGAGGCCAAGCUCUUUGAGCAUCACUGCGAGGUGGACGUUUCCUUCGGGCCGUGGGAGGCGGUGGCGGAUGUUUAUGACCUGCUGCACUGCAUCGUCAGCGACCUGGCCGAACGCGGCAUCUCCGCCGAGCAGCAGUGCAUCGGUGUCUGUGAUAAACACCUCAUCAACCAUUACUACUGCAAGAGGCCCAUCUACGAAUUCAAGAUCACAUGGUGGUGAAGUUUGAUGCCUGAUAGGACCAAAGAGCGAAGCGAUGGAUCUUUCACUUUUGCUAUAAGUCAGCCGAUAUUGGUUUUUAUAUUGACGUUGCCAGUAUUUAGUGCUGAUGUCUUAAAAUGUGACCCUUUAAGUCAUGCUGUAAGUAUUCAUUUUCCCCCAAAUAUUUUAUAUUUUCCUUCUUGUUAAAGGUAAAAAUCUUCCUAUAUAGCUUCUUAACAGUACUGUAGAGAGUGGCAUAACACCCCCUAACUCUGCUGGCCUCUGGUUUAACCUCUCUCCUUGAUGCAGUGAUGUGCAGAUGUACUACAAUACAUCACCACAGGUGCACGUGUGGCACUCUUGUUAGUCGUUUACAACAGGUGACACUUUCAGUUAGGUCUGUCAAACUGUGUGUGUCCUGGGUCUCUCCCAGGGUCUCCACCCUGUAGGACAUCUCAGGUGGCUCCUUGUAGAGGAGUAAUGACUCCACAGCUGAGCUGAGACAGGACACCCUUUGGAUGAAGCUCAUCUCCACCCCUUCUAUCCAAGAUCAUAUUCUUUCAGUCACACAGAGCUCGUGACCAUAUGUAAGGGUAGGAACGUGGAUAGUAAAUCGCUUUCAAGCUCAGCUCUCUCUUCACCAUAACAAACCAGUACAGCAUCUUAAUCACUGCUGACACUGCAGCAAUUUGCCUGAGGUGAGACCAGUCCCUGGCUGCCAAAACAGUUUCUUGAGACAUGAAUCGAGAGCAGUGUGACUGCAUACCUGCACCCAGGCUGGAAAUUCUCUCCACACUUUGCAUAAAGGAAUUCCCUGGAUCUAGAAGAUUUUUUUUUAAUCAAUAAUAAUUUAUUGAGAACUUUAAGAUGAGCACUCCCAGUUUCACUUUUUUUAUUUUAAUAUGUGACGAAGUGUUUCUUUAUACAAACUGAACAGUCUCAUAACCUCCACUUAUCCCGUCCAAGGUCUUAAUUCGAGGCUGCAGCCUAUCCCAGCUCACAGGGGGUGAGAAACGGGGUACACACUGGACAGGUUGGCAGUCUAUCAGAGGGCUAACACAGAGAUUCGUGCUCACACUCACUCCUACGGCAAAUUUAGAAUCACCAGCUAACCUAACGAGCAUGUCUUUGGACUGUGGGAGGAAACUGGAACACCCACGGAGAACCCACACAAAAGGCUGACCAUCGCAACACCGUCCUGCUCGUUGGUCAUUUGUGGAGUUAAUAAAGUUUAAUCAAAAGGCAAAGCAGUAAAUAUUUCAGACACAUUGUCCUCACUGUGUCUGGACUAGAUACAUUCAGCUACAGUACUGCUUAUUGACUUUAUACUCAGUUAUUAACAAAAGGUGAAGGAAACGCUAAAAAUACCUAUGCAUCAUUUUCUAGCUCUCCACACAUGGCAUGAGGGAAAGGCAGCUGUGUAGCUGAAGCAUACCCGCUCUGUCAAAUGCACAUGGAUGGAUGUAAUAAUGACACACCGACACUGGAUGGAAAGAUUCGCUUCGUUUUAAAUUGACCUUUAUAGGAGUACAUUUAAGUCAAGCGGGUCCAUGAAGGAACUGUGAAUCCAGUGUCUAUAAUUAUAUAUUAAAGACAGAAAAAUGCAAACAAUUGUGCUUCAUGAAUCAGGCAGUUUGAAAGCAUGGCUGCCGCUGGUGUCGAUGACCUCCGCUCACUUUGUUUUUAAUCCACGUGGCCGUCCGCGUUGUCUGCUUGAAGUGAGACUUUUAAGUUUUAGAAAACAUCUACCAGUGAAUUCAGAAGUGAUAGCAGAUGUCUUUAAACCAACUCUGCAACAUGUCUAACUAGAUUAGAGCGUAGCUGUGAUUUACACGUGACCCCUAAACACGUCACGCACUGGCAGUCAUAAAGUUAAAAGAACAGCUGUAAAGAUGCGCUCACCAAAUGUGUGUGUGCCUGUUUCAAAUGUGCAGAAUCAACCGGAAAGAACCAUCAGCCCAAACAACACGAGUGACUGAAGUCAUUUUACACUGCAAACUAAAGAUAAAGAACGCUCUAAAAUAACACAGACACCUCGGAGAGGUCCAGUUCAGUGACUACAGUUACCCCCCACCCCCCCACCCCCCUACAUACAGUUGUUAUGAAGCAGGAAAUUAUCCAGAGGAUAAAAUCAGUUUUUCUACCAGCCUGUAAACAUGCUUUUUGAUCCUGAGCAUUUGGGCGUUUUUAACAUGGGAGUCUAUGGGGAGUCACAUUUUGGAGGCAGCCUCAAGAGGUCACUGAAGAAACUGCAGUUUUUGCCACUUGUGUGUCAGCCUAAUUUCUCAGCUCUGGAGGUUGCCACUUGGUUUUGGCUCAAGUUAAACGCAGCACUGCACUUACUCAGGUCUACAGAAAUUUACCCGCCAAGUUUUAAAUACGACAGAUAAAAAUGUGACAGAUACAUACAGAGAUUUCUUGAAUCAUGCACAAAGGGUUAAAGAAGGUAAGGAAGGGCUUAGUUUUAUAUGAAUUCAGCCCUGUUUUAAACCUCGACCCAAAGUGUGUGAUUCAAGUUUGAAUGUUGGUGUGUUUCUAUGAUGGCUUUGUGUCCGAGCCACCAGCAGUGCUGAAGAGCUGAAGCUGUAAGGAGUGAGUCAUGUGUGUGACAUGACCGUCGGUCCACUUUAAAACUCCUAACGGUAUCAUUAUUUAUGUUAAUUAAUUCAUACCUGAUUUAAUAGUCUGACUGUAGCUUUGCUUGGAUCUGUGUCGGGGUUCAUGACCCACCACAUUUCCAGAGCCAUCAUUUGAACACAUGCCCUUAUAGUGGAUAUUGUAUAUUGUGAGUAAACUGAAGUCAGAUGUGUAUAUUUUAGGACUAACUUGCUUCAUAAUUAACCUAGAGAGUCUAUUUUCAUUAAGCUGUGAGUUUUUAAAGACAUAAGGAAGGUGGGGAGGUAUCCAUUUUGCCAUUCACAGUGCGGGUUGAAGGAGUUUGUUUUAUUUCACACUGAUAAAUGUUUGUAGUUAUUGUGGCAGGUGUAAAGUUCAGAAAGAACCUCAGUUAUUUUUCCACCUCUUUUAACGCUGCUGUACUUGAUAAAGUCUGAGCACCUUAAAAUUAUAACAAAGAUAUCUCCAAGUUUCACCUCGAGUGUCACCUCACUUCAGUUAUCUUUACUAAGAAAUGCAAAUGUGCUUAUUUUAUUGAUUAUGCAGGAGCGAUGCUACAUAUUCCUGGAGCACUACUUGUAUAGAUUUUUUUUAUGGCGCUGUUUGUUUAUAGUGUUUUUAUAUUGUUACUUAUCUGUUUCUGUUAGCUUCCAGGAAGCUCUGGUUCUGUAUAGUCGACUUCAGUUUGUUUGUAGUUUAAAAACUAAUGUGUCAUUUUUAUUAUUUAUGGUAAAAUUAAAACUGUUAAGUGCAUCUGC